This is a messenger RNA of Papaver somniferum (opium poppy), 1584 nucleotides long. RefSeq names its product probable LL-diaminopimelate aminotransferase, chloroplastic. Gene Ontology annotation, biological process: L-pipecolic acid biosynthetic process; systemic acquired resistance, salicylic acid mediated signaling pathway. The transcript is spliced from 10 exons. Gene Ontology annotation, molecular function: pyridoxal phosphate binding; L-lysine:pyruvate alpha-transaminase activity. NCBI's taxonomy places the organism in Eukaryota, Viridiplantae, Streptophyta, Magnoliopsida, Ranunculales, Papaveraceae. The record is from RefSeq and is a predicted model, not a curated record. Bases 121 to 1485 code for a protein of 454 amino acids. Gene Ontology annotation, cellular component: chloroplast.
UUAAGUGUAAUUGGAGUUGUCAAGAAAUCCAGAUUUUAGAACCAAAUAUUACAUUCAAGCUUUUAGAGUACUUGUUAGUGUAAUUGGAGUUACCAAGAAAUCCAGAUUCUGGAACCAAAUAUGUAUCUAUCUCAUCUAUCGUUGCCCACAUGCACACGCUCUGCUGCUUUAUUUCAGGGAAAACUGGUGCAGAACAGCUCGACAGCCAGUAAGGAGAGAGGAGUCGGAAUGUUCAUUAGACGGCGUUACAUGAGGACUGUAUGUCUCACCAAAGUUCCACGCAAUGCAAAUUUAGAAAAACUGCAAAAUGGUUACUUGUUCCCAGAGAUUUCCAGACAUGAGUUUGAACAUGUCCAAAAGUACCCAAAUGUGAAAUUGAUAAGCCUUGGGGUUGGGGAUACUACGGAACCUAUUCCAGACAUCAUCACAUUGGAUAUGGCCGCACACUCCCGUGCUCUAUCAACAGUUGGGGGGUAUAGAGGUUAUGGAGCUGAGCAAGGGAACAAGGAAUUGAGGAAGGCAAUUGCGGAAACUCUGUACCCUGACGUACAUAUUAAAGACACCGAAGUCUUUGUCUCAGACGGUGCACAAUGUGACAUAUCUCGCAUUCAGUUGCUUCUAGGACCCAAUGUUACAAUGGCUGUCCAAGAUCCUUCCUUCCCAGGAUAUGUCGAUACAAGUGUUAUAAUGGGAAGGAGUGGGAAUUUUCAGGAAGAAAAUGGCAAGUAUGGAAAAAUAGAGUACAUGAAAUGUGGACCAGAGAAUAACUUCUUUCCUGAUUUAUCAAACACACCGCGGACUGAUAUCAUUUUCUUCAUCUCCCCAAACAAUCCAACUGGUUACGCUGCAUCAAGAGAUCAGUUGGAGAAACUGGUCAAGUUUGCAAAGAAAAAUGGCUCAAUUAUCAUCUACGACUCUGCUUAUGCUGCAUACAUAUCAGAUGACAGUCCUAGGUCUAUCUUUGAAAUUCCUGGUGCCCGAGAGGUGGCUAUUGAGAUAUCAUCCUUCUCCAAAUUUGCUGGCUUCACUGGUGUUCGACUUGGUUGGACAGUGGUACCUGAAGAGCUUGAAUUUUCAAACGGGUUUCCUGUAAUAAAUGAUUUCAACCGUGUCGUCUGCACUUGCUUCAAUGGCGCUUCGAGUAUUGCUCAAGCUGGUGGUCUAGCUUGUCUUUCUCCAGAAGGCUACAAGGGAAUCCGAGGUGUUAUUGAUUUCUACAAGGAGAACAUGAAAAUUCUGCUCGAGACAUUUCAAUCACUUGGUUUAAAGGUGUACGGCGGGAAGAAUGCUCCAUACAUUUGGGUGCAUUUUCCUGGUUCAAGUUCUUGGGAUGUUUUCGCCAAGAUUCUUGAGAAGACUCACAUAAUCACAAUUCCAGGUACAGGAUUUGGUCCAAAUGGUGAAGAAUACAUAAGGGUUAGUGCUUUUGGUAACAGGAAUUCAAUCUUAGAAGCUUCAGAGAGGUUGACAAAUCUUUUGAAAUGAAGCUUCUGCAUUUGUACAGUGUGUAUAUUGUGAUUACAGUUUAUGCCCUGUAAAAUUUACCAUGAAAAUAAAUUUGUUGUUGAAUAAAAUGUUCAGUUG